CAAUCGACUAGCAGUAGUAGCAGUGUAAAGUGAUCAUCAUCAUCAUCAUCAUGAUUAUUGAUUGAUCGAAUUAAUAUUAUUUAUAGAAGUUGUGUCUUGAUGUCAUACGUAUGUGAUGAUGAUGAUGAUAAUGAUGAUAAACAAAACAAACACACAAUCAUCAUCAUCAUCAAUAAAAUUGAUGAAAGAUAAAAGCAAAUCUUGCUGAAAUAUCAAUUUACAAAUUAAGGAAAUCCAACAUUCGAUCUCAUUCAUUUAUUAAAUCAUCAAUAACGAUGAUGAUGAUGAUGACGAUGAUGAUGGUUGAUUUUAGAAUGCCGUUUUUUUUCUCUUUAGCAUAUACAGUUACGUUCAUCGAUAUCGUUACAUUACACAAAAUCGGGCAUUAAAAACACAUGAUAUGAUAUGAGACAAAAAUUUCAAUGUUGUUGUUUGGUUAAGAGUUACCGGAAAAAAAAUCAAUUAAUAAACUGCCAUUAAAUUAUUGAUUGUGUGUGUUUGUGUUUAUUUUGAAGCAAAAAAAGAAAAACAAUGUCAUCAUUUCCACGUAAAGAAAAUCGUCUUAAAUGUUAUGCUUCACGUGAUCAAUAUUGGCAUUGUUUGGAUCAACAUUCGAAUGUAAAGAAUGAAAAUAAUGAUGAUCAAAAUCAGAAUAAUAAUAUUCCAGAUGAAUGUAAAAAAUUGAAAUCAUUAUUCGAAACUGAUUGUCCACAACAAUGGGUACAACAUUUUAAUCGUAAAUAUAGAUAUUUAAAAUUUAAAGACAAAAUUGAAAAAGGAUUUGAACCAAUCGACAAUGAUGAUGAGAAAAAAUGAUGAAAAAAAAACAUCCAAGGCAUCGUCGAACGAAAUCACAAUGAUUAAUAUAUAGAUCAAUAUGUUUGUUUAUAUGU
Molecule: messenger RNA, 893 nt
Organism: Dermatophagoides farinae (American house dust mite)
Lineage: Eukaryota; Metazoa; Arthropoda; Arachnida; Sarcoptiformes; Pyroglyphidae
Product: cytochrome c oxidase assembly factor 6 homolog
Biological process (GO): respiratory chain complex IV assembly; mitochondrial ATP synthesis coupled electron transport
Cellular component (GO): mitochondrion
Source: RefSeq, a predicted model, not a curated record